GACUGAUAAUGAUCUGGAAUAUAUUGGUUCACCUGAUUAUCCAUUACCAUUAUCAAAGGAAACUAUACAAAAUUUUCAAGGUAGGUUUUAUGCAUUACGUAAUGACAUUAUUUACUCUGAAAAUGAAUUUAAAGAAUUAGAGACAGCAUAUUAUGAAAUAUGUAAAGAGCUUGAUGAGACAAAGUUGGGACUUAAUAAUAAAUUUAUUAAUGGGUUGAAAGCAGAAGUAGGGCUUUUGCUAGAUGCAUCUGGAAUGUCAUCAUCUGCAAUAGAAAAAUUGGCAAAUGCAGGUUUGACUGUAAGAUGUGAAACAAUCACAAGACAUAAAACUCAACAUGCAAAAUCACAUUCAUCAACA
This is a messenger RNA of Entrophospora candida, 358 nucleotides long. Lineage: Eukaryota; Fungi; Glomeromycota; Glomeromycetes; Entrophosporales; Entrophosporaceae. The record is from the annotation of a GenBank genome assembly.